CAAACACAGGAACUUGCGACAUUCUAACUUUUAACACUAUGCAUGAAUCAGAUGUAAAUUCGGUCGUAAAUUGAUUAAAUCAGACAUUUUCCAGGGUAUAAUUCAAACAAAUAUGUUCACCUUUAUUUAUGGCAGCGUAGCAGAGGAAUUAUGGAAAUGUCCCUGGGUUCUGGAUAUGUUCCAAUGCAUCAGUACAACAAUUAUAAAUAAACCAUAUCUACUGAUUUUAUUCUUUCUAAUUAUUCUGGUCAUGUAUUUUUCGUUAUCAACUUAUAAUAGAGUCGUUGACAUGACGGAUAUCGGUUAUGAGGAUGGAAGUAUGAAUGCAAGGGAAUUACAUAGAAAACGAAUGCAGUUAUUAAAAGAAACAAAUAGAUUGCGAAGUGCAAAAGAAUAUCCUCCUGCGUAUCCAAAUGGAUGGAUACCUUUAUUAGAAUCCAGGGAUCUACCUGUUGGGAAGUGCAAGCCUGUUACUGCCCUAGGUCAGCAAUUCGUUAUAUUUCGUGGAAAAACAGGAACAUGUUUUGUUUUAGAUGCUUAUUGCCCUCAUUUGGGAGCUCAUUUAGGAACGGAUGGAAAAGUUCACGAAGAUUGCAUCGAAUGUCCUUUCCACGGAUGGCGAUUUUCUGGACAGGAUGGUUCUUGCGUGAAAAUACCUUACGCCGAAAAAAUUCCAGAAGUUGCAAAAAUAAAAGGUUGGGAAACGAUUGAGCAAAACGGAUUCAUCUACGUGUGGCAUCAUGCAGAAGGACAACCUCCUCUGUGGAAACCUCCAGUUAUACCAGAAAUAGAAAAUCGACUAAUGCUGUUUAGAGGUCGUAGUGAACACAUUGUAAAUUGCCAUAUUCAGGAACUUAUAGAAAAUCCAAUAGAUUUCACUCACAUGAAUUGCCUUCACAAAUUUGGGAUAUCGUCUAAAAUUAUUCUUCAUCCGGAAAAUUGGUGGAAAUUUUUUCAUUCUAUAAUCAAAAUGUUUCGCUCUCCAAUGUUUGAAGAAAGUCUUCACUGUUACGAAUUUAAUGGCAUUGUCAGUUUUAAAUUGUUCGGAAUAUCUGUUGUACAGAUACCAUUUGAAGUUCAACAGAUUGGCCCUGCAAUAAACCAUUUAAAUUUCAAAGGUAUAUCUGGAAAUAGAAAAAUCGUAUAUGCCUGUAUACCGGAAGGACCGUUUCGACAAAGAAUAAUACAGCAUUAUUACUUUCCUUCUCGAUUUACAGCCAUAUUUGAUUAUAUUUUCUUCUUUGCAGAAUAUUGUAUGGUUGAGCGGGACAUUCGUAUAUGGAAUUACAAAAUGCAUUUGAAGAAUCCAGUUUACCUGUCAGAGGAUAAGACAAUUGUGAAAUACAGAAAAUGGUAUUCCCAGUUUUACAGCGAAAACAGCCCGAGGGUUGAAGAACAAAGUCUUAAUUGGUGAUUGGAAGUUAUUUUAUACUUUAUAAAGCUUCUGACCGAAAUUACAUAUAUUUGUUAAACUUCAAUUUUUAUAAUCGAUUUUGAAUUGUAGUUCGUGUUACAGACUUAAAUAUUCAUGCAUUACCAUAAAAUUACUAUUAAAAAGUGA
Centruroides sculpturatus (bark scorpion) is the source of this 1561-nucleotide messenger RNA. Its product is annotated as cholesterol 7-desaturase-like. NCBI's taxonomy places the organism in Eukaryota, Metazoa, Arthropoda, Arachnida, Scorpiones, Buthidae. The record is from RefSeq and is a predicted model, not a curated record. Gene Ontology annotation, cellular component: chloroplast. Gene Ontology annotation, biological process: chlorophyll biosynthetic process; cholesterol metabolic process. Gene Ontology annotation, molecular function: chlorophyllide a oxygenase activity; 2 iron, 2 sulfur cluster binding. The coding region runs from base 113 to 1414 and encodes 433 amino acids. The transcript has 8 exons.